UUACCAGUUACUUCCCUUUAAAUUGAUGCGUAGGCGUUAACAACAAGCCCAUCUCACCGGUAAAUUAAUUGAUAUCAGCCAAAAUGGAAAUCGAGGAUCAUCCCAUUAUGAAAAAGAUUAAACAUUACAAUAUUACUGACGAGGCAGAUUCGUACAUGGUUUUUCAUGUAUAUAUGGAUCUUUGUGAAGUUCAGAAUUGGUGGAAUGUACGUGUCCAUAUGUGUCCAGAACUGAACUUAUUGUUCCUCUCAGGUCAUCCAAACUGUAGUGAACCACAAGAAAUUGUGCUACCUAUUGAAUGUACAAAACAGAUUAGUCCUCAAGACUUAAAAAAAUAUACUUCAUACCUCAAAGUAGAGAAAUGUCCCAAUGACAGUUUAACUGUUGCUGUCUAUGAAAGUGAUUCAACUAUUGUAUAUCUCCGAGUCAAGGCAGGUCUUUUAUUUCCUAACAAUCCAGACACUGAAGCUCACUCAUCGCAAGCUGUAUGGAACAGAAAUCUUUUUAUGUCUCAAGAAGAAAAAGAUUUUCAUUUUCAUCAGUUUCAACAAAAAUACACUGGCUGACUGUUGUAAAGAACAUUCCAAUUUGAAUCUCUUCCAAACUAGCAUAUAUUUCUUGUGUUAGUUUUUAUGAUUAUAGCUGUUAUCAGCUAAUAUAAUGGCUUUUUUGGACAUGUUUUAAACUCUGUUGACAUGAAAAGAAGGGAAAAAAUUUAAAAACAUAUGUAGUAUUUGAAUCAUAAAGAUUUUUUUAUAUAUAUACAUUCAUAUACAUAUAUAUAUAUAUAUAUAUAUAUAUAAAGGACCGUCUGUGUGCUUGUGUACCUGAAUGCAUGCAUGUACAUUUGUGUGUAUGUGUGUUUAUUGGUAUAAAAAUUCUUGAUACUGUCACAAUAUUUGAAGAAAGAUUUUCUUAAAUUAAAAAUUAUUAAUUAGACAAAAAUAUUCUCUAAAAACAAAGAAACUGAAAAAUACAAACCAUGUGAAAGGAAGCUUUUUUCCUUAAGGUUUGUGUUGAUCAUUGUUUUAAAUAUAUAUAUAUAUAUAUAGUUAUAUUAUUCUAUUCUGAAAUAAUAUUUUACUUUAAAAGAACUAUUUCAAGAAGAUUGUUACUCAUUUGGGAUUUAUCAAUUGUUUAUCAAGUUUAUAGUAUUAUUGAAUUUAGUGUCCUGGCAAACCAAGUUUGCAACCAGCUUUUCUAUUCCUAUGUGAAGCCAGUUUACUUCACUUAUGUUGUUAAUAUCUUUUGGAAAGGCAUGAAUGUUACAAUUGCCCAUUCCAUUUCUCCAAUAGACAUUUUCCUUCUCUUGUUAAAUGUUGUAGAAAACAUACAAUCAAACAAAGAAAACAUACAGAAUAAAUUGCAUAGUUUGUUUUCUAUAACAAACACAAAAUGGGAAUACAUAUUCUUUAUUUGUUGCCAAUAGUGAUGUAGUUUGACUACAACAGGAUAAAGUUAUUGUUAAUUUAAAAGGGGCCACAAUAGUACCUUUUAAAUCAAGGAAUGUUGCUCAAAUGUUCUGAAACGGCAAUCUUAUAAGGAGUGUUGGAGUAUAUUUAUAUAUAUAUAUAUAUAUAUAUAUAUAUACAUUUGUGUGCUUGUAUGUGUACAAACGAGUUAUCAGUUGUAGACAUGACUGCACUAAUGUAUGUAUAAAAUAAAUGUGUGGACAUGCAAGUGAGUCUGUAAUAGAUGUGUGUAUAUAAAUUAUGCAUACAUAUGUGAUGUUACAAUCCAGAUAACACAUACUUUCAGUAAAAGCAAGCUAGAAAGUAAUGUAAUUAUAUUUUUGAUAUAGAAUAGUCUAUUCUGUUGAUGACAGCAUGUGUAGAAUGACUGAUUUUGAUGCAACUUGUGUUGAAAGGGCUAUGAAACAGUAAGAACUGUAUAUUGUGGCAUUUUUGGCUAUGCAUUGUUGCAUGGCUGUGCAUUGUGUGCAAGGUCACUGUUGCUAUGAGAACUGCAUUGGCUACUAUUAAUGACCUCUGUAUCUAUGGAGCUGUUUGUUGGGUCACUGCUAUCAGCAAUUAGAUAUGCUUGUUGAUAUAACAACAUUCUAGUUGUGGAUUGGUUGCUAGGAAUUAAUUUAGCCAUCAAAUUUAUUUAUUUCACCUCAAGAACAUGCCACAAAUAUAGUUUUUUAUCAUUUUGGGGAAAGAUUCCUUAUAAUAUAUCACAUGUGUAAGUCGCAACAGCCUUCCUGCAGUUCCCCCUUUUCAAUUGGAAAGGGUUAUCUGUUAAUAUGUAUUAAGUUUACACAUUGAAUGUGUAAACUUCUUUGAACAACUGGAAUUUGAAGCAUCUAUAGUUUCAUUGAUAUUUAAAAGUUAUACUAAUAAAAUGACAUUUAAAAUUAUUUAUUAUAAUUGUAGCAAGAGAAAUCUAAUAAAAUAAGUGUUAUUUAAAUAACAUCCAUAAUAAUA
Molecule: messenger RNA, 2426 nt
Organism: Octopus bimaculoides (California two-spot octopus)
Lineage: Eukaryota; Metazoa; Mollusca; Cephalopoda; Octopoda; Octopodidae
Product: tRNA-splicing endonuclease subunit Sen15
Biological process (GO): tRNA splicing, via endonucleolytic cleavage and ligation
Molecular function (GO): nucleic acid binding
Source: RefSeq, a predicted model, not a curated record